AUGAAGAUACAAUCUCUAAACGUCCUAUUAUUACUGCUGUUGGCAACAGUAUCAAUAUGUAGUUCACAACUUUCAAGUGGCGAAUUGAGCUCUGUUCAAUGGAUCAUCCAACAAUAUAGAGUCGACUGGAACAUUAGUGCAACAACCUGUAAUGAAAUAUCACUUGGAUCACAAUCAAAAUUGACUUGUAUCAUAGACAAUAAUAUUGAAAGUGUCCAGUCUAUCGCAUUAAAUAUUACCAAUCCAACUAGUCCAUCAGAGCCCCUACCAGAGACAACUAAACUCAGCUUCCCCAGUCUCACAUCUAUCUCCAUAUCACUGGACAAGACAGUCACUACAUCCAACUCCACACUCAACAUACUGUCAAUGCUCGACAAUACCGAUAAUAUCAACUUGUCAUCAUUGAGUAUCUCAAUGUACAAGGACACAAUAAGUUUCCCAGCCAACUUCCCAGCAAGCAUUCCACUAAAGCACAUUCAUAUCAACAAUGCCAAUGUUGAUAGUGAUAUUCCACAGAGCCUCUUUAGUUCAUCGAUGAUUACAGUCGAGUUGUUAGUGGGUCAAUACAACUAUGCAGUCACUCCAACCCUUCAACUUCACUUUGAUCCAACUGGAACAUAUACCAACCUUGCUUACUUGAACCUGGUAUACCCAAACACUACAAUGACCAACAAUAACCUUCAAUUCACAACGAAAUCAUUCCCAUCUUUAAUAUAUUUGGGUAUGGAUGUUCAACAAAUGGUCAACAUCAGUGUGGACUCUACAAACUUGGCAACACUUAGUUUCGUCGUUCACAGCGCUGACAAUGGAUCUUACUUGACAAUUGCCAAUGCUCCAUCUUUGAGCCAACUUACCGUCACCAACUCUCACAUAGCACCUACCAACCUAUCAAGUUUGCCAAGUCUAUCCAAGAUCAAGUUCACCAAAGUACCAGAGCCAAUCACUGGUGCCAACCUUCUCCAAACAUUGGAUUAUGCCAAUGGAGGAAUGACAACAUUCCCAUCAUUUGAUUGGUACACUGAGCAAUCGAUUGUACGUCUACCACGUAACCGUAUCACAGCGCUGCCACAACCACUGCCCCGUGUCAAGUUACCAUUGGAGUUGGAUAUGUCCAAUAAUCCACUCACUGGUAGAGUGAAUCUGGCCUUUUGUAACCUUACCAAGUUCAACUUUGUCGGUACCAAUAUCAAUGGUAUCGCCGAUUGCUUCCUGUGUCACUGGUUCUACACGUCACAGUUCUUCCCACCAGCUGUAAAGCCUCCUGCAAACUAUCAAUGCAAACCUGUUAUCGAUAGUACAUCAUAUUAUGUAAACAGCUCAUCCACUGUACUCACGAUCACUGGUGAUAGACUUGGAUAUGGUCUACCAGGUGACUUCUCUCCAUCAAACCUUCAAAUGAUUGUACCUCACAAAGUGUUCCUACUUCCAGUUACUGGUGAAUCUGGAUCAAUGAACAUAACCUUCUCAAACACAGCCAACAUCAAGUACACCAUAGCAUGGGGCAACAAUGUUACCAUUAUCAAUGAUGUCUAUGCCAGGAACUUUAACAGAACACUGUAUGUCACUGUCACUGGUAACUUCUUCACAACCUACACAAUGGCCGUCACCAAUGGAGUUAAUUCCAGACCAUGCACAAUCGUCGAAAAGUCAAACACAUCAAUGAGUUGUAUGGUUGAACUCAAGAAUCCUGUAAACAAGAAGAGACUACAAAGAACAUUCAUCGUGCUCACUGAUGAUCUAGGAAAUGUUACUCAACAUACCUUCAAUGUUAGGAAUUAUCCUGUUGUAGCCUUGUCCACAACUAUACCAACAUCAGGUGGUAAUGUUACAUUGUAUGGAUUCUUUGGACCAAUAAUGAUCAAGGCCUCAAGUGUGAUGAUCAAUGAUGUACCUUGCAACGUGACUGAUAAACUACUUGGACGUCUAUUCUGUACGAUCAGAGGUGGUCUACCUGUUGGGCCUGCCAAUCUAACUGUGACCGUUGGUAACCUCGUCUUCAAUUCAUCAAUGUUGGUGACCAUCGUACCAGAUGUUAUACCAAAUGAUUGUGGACCAAAGGAUGGUUGCAAUGGAAAUGGAAAGUGUCUCAUUGACACCACCAAGAUAUGCUCCUGUAAUGAAGGCUUCAGUGGAUACUAUUGUGAGUCCAAGGUGUUGAACACAACAUCUUUCAACGUUCACCAGAACCUCACUAUACCAUCGGCCGUACUGAGCUCCAAUGAUGCCGAGUUUGACUUUAACAUCUACGCCGUUCAAGAGCUUGAUGCGUUGGGAAAUGUUGUAUUCUCCCUUCCCACCACCAACUGGACAAGCAACACCACGACCAACGGCAACAUUGUGACCAAGUUCUACACUCUGGACUCUGGUGCAGACAACAGUAGCUCACUGGUGAUCAACGUCCAACUGGACAUCUCCAAUGAGACUCGUACCAUUCUCUUUGCUGGCCAGUACAACACCUACCCUGCCAACACACUCAAGAUGACCGUGAUGAUCAAUGACUGGGACUAUGAGUCCAACCUAAACACAAUACGUGUUCUCUUCAACAGUCCCUUCCAGAACCUUACAGGAUGUGAGCGUACUUCAGACAGUGGUGUCGGCGUGGACCAGUACUACCAGAGUCUCCAGUAUCUCAAGAUCAAGAAGGGUGACAUUGCCUUUUACGGUCGCUUCUUGGACAUUGCCCUGUCGGAUGGCCGUCCCACCAAGGCGAUCAAUCAGAUCAUCAACAGCACUAGCGACAGCAUGAUCGUCGGCAUCAACCUGCCGCAAUGCUCCCAGUGUGUCAUUGAUCCAGACUUUUCGGUGCUGGUGGCCGUGUCCAAUCCCAACAAUGGCGAUGGCUGCGCUGAGGGAUCCAGCUCACAAUCACCGGGUGGACUCAGAGUCAAAGGCCAACCCAACUGGCUGGUGCCAGUGGUGGUAGUGGUAUCAGUUGUAGGAGCACUGAUAAUUGGCGUAGGCAUGUUCCUCUUCACCAAACACAAACUGCAUGGUAGACGUGUUGGUGAUGUCAUCAAAGGAAUUAGAAUGUCCAGGACUGUAGCCGUCAAGCGUAACAGUCAAGCUUAUCAUAGUUAA
Acytostelium subglobosum LB1 is the source of this 3078-nucleotide messenger RNA. RefSeq lists its product as hypothetical. The record is from RefSeq and is a predicted model, not a curated record. Lineage: Eukaryota; Evosea; Eumycetozoa; Acytosteliales; Acytosteliaceae. The transcript has 14 exons. The coding region runs from base 1 to 3078 and encodes 1025 amino acids.